Molecule: messenger RNA, 4821 nt
Organism: Chara braunii
Lineage: Eukaryota; Viridiplantae; Streptophyta; Charophyceae; Charales; Characeae
Source: the annotation of a GenBank genome assembly
UCCGAUAUCAAUCCUCGCCUUUCCUACUGUCUGAAGCCCCUCGUUGUCCCGAAUAUCCAUCCUCCCCAUUGGGUCCUGUGGCGCGAAGACUUCAUCGAACUUUCACUGUGUCUGGUGGAAGUACGGCUGACGUGGAUCGAGGAUGAAGCGCCCCCGCCAUGCAUAGAGCGCCUGGAGCUGCAAUUCAUCCAGGCCUGGCGAACCAACGUGGAGGGAGAGCUUCUCGCGUUUCUAUUCGGUACGGUACGGCCCGGUCAUCAGGAUCUCAUCACGAAAGAGCUCACGAUCCCGGUAGCACAGCUGGCGGACGAUCUCCCUGUCGACAUCAUCUCGCAGGACGACGCGCAUCCAGUUCCCCACGUACUUUCUCGCACAUUGACACCUUAUCUUCAGUGGUCGACUUGCGUAGAAGGAGCCGCUGAACGCAUCCCGCCGUCGCAGCAACAAUACUUGGACCACCGGACGGCGCGCGAUCCUGCUUUCUUCAGGCAUCCUACGGCGGAGCAGCUUGCUGCCAUUCGAGAGGAGGAAGAGGAGGAAGAAAGCACCGGGAGUGACGAAGACGUGCGGGAAGAAAGCGAGAAUAGCGACGAAGAGCUCGGCGAGGAGGACGAAACCCCCGGGGAGGGAAGCUAUAGCGAGCAUAGCGAGGGGGAACAGAGCGAAGAAGAAGAAGAAGACGAGGAAGGAGAAGAGGAGCACGAAGACGAACCUGCUGGUUCGAAGUGGGAAGCCGUGUCGGAAGAAGAACUUCGCAUGGGCAUGGAGGCUGAAAAUCCGGAGGCGGCCCGCGAAAGAGAAGAACCCGCGGCCGGGAAAAGAACCCCCUGGCGUUUCGAAGCAGAAACAGACGGACUGGGGAUAAAGAUCGCAACUAAGGAAGUGCCAUGGCAGGAUGUUUGUGACGGGAUUACCCCGGAAGGACACGUGGCAAUCAGGGAAGAAGAUGCCCAGAUGAUGACCACGGUGUUCUCUUGGCAAUCGGACCAUUCGUUCAUCUCGGCGCCUCCACCCGAUUUGGCCAAACAGGCGAACACGAAACAGAUCGACGUUCGGAUUUGGGACCAACUUUUUGAACUGCACAUUCCACAAUAUGUGUCGGAUGAAAUCCACCGGGUAAUUGUGGAUAUCCUAACGGAAUAUCAAGGAGCGAUUAGUGUGUCAGACACUGACAUUAGGUUGUCAUUAGUAAUCCAACACGAAAUCCAGACGGGAAAUCACUCUCCGAUUCAUUGCAAACCUUAUCGCUAUUCCUUGAUUGAACGCAAAAAGGUUCUCGAACGAAUUCGGGAGUUCGAAGCUAGUGGUUGGAUUGAACUUGCUACUGGACCUUGGUCCUUUCCCGUAGUGUUAGUACUGAAGAAGAACGGAGCGAUUCGCAUCUGCAUUGAUUAUCGCAAGCUGAAUGAAAUCACGAUCAAAGAUGUGUAUCCCCUCCCCCAGAUUGAUGAUCUGUUGGAUGCGAUUGGAUGCGCUAAUUAUUUCAGCAAGUUUGAUAUUCGGCAUGACUUCCAUCAUAUUCUGGUAAGGGAAGAAGAUCGACUGCAAAUGGCCUUUGUGUUAUUUGCGGGAACGUGGAAGUGGGUUCGAUGUCCGAUGGGGAUUUGGAAUGCGCCUGCCACGUUUCAGCGAGCGAUGAACAUGACGUUCCAUAACUUCGUCAACAAGACACGGCUGACGCAAGGAAUGAUUAACUUCUGCGUGAUCGUGUACAUGGACGAUAUCCUGGUCUAUUCGGAAACCUAUCACGGGCACGCGCAACACAUCGAAUGGACAUUGGGUGCAUUGAGAGACGCUGGGUUCAAGAUUGCGCUUGAGAAGAGCGAAUUUUUCCCCUCGGAAAUUUCGUUCUUAGGCUAUGUCGUGACACGUGGAGGAUUGCGUCCAGACUCGAGAAAGGUUGAGGCGAUGAAGGAAGCUCCGGUUCCUACGUCACUGACGCAGGUUCGAACCUUCUUGGGACUGGCGUCGUACAACCGGCGCUUCAUCAAGGGCUUUGUCGCGAUUGCACGACCACUAACGAAUCUGUUACAGAAGGACCAGCCUCUCAGCUGGGACGCGAAGUGCCAACAGGCCUUUGCGACCCUCAAGGACGCUCUGGUAACGACCCCUAUUUUGAUUCGACCGGACCCCUCGAAGCAAUUCAUUCUCAUCACGGACUGGCAGCCGGAAGUUAUUUUCGCUAUUUUAGCACAAAAGGGGAACGAUGGUCGCGAACACGUCAUCGAGUACGCAUUGCGAACCGUGCCAGACGAACGAAGAAACGACUCUGCACCUCAGGGUGAAUGCUAUGCAGUGGUCUGGGGAAUCCAGCACUUCCAUCCGUAUCUCUACAGACAAAAGUUUCGCCUCGUGACGGAUCACGAGCCUCUGCUAGCCUUGAAGAAGCUCACCAACUAUACGGGCAAGAUUGGCCGUUGGGCGGUGCGAUUGCAAGAAUACGACUUCGAUAUCGUCCAUCGAAAGACGGAGCGACACGGCAACGCGGACGGACUGACACGCCUGCAUCGACCUGCCAAGGUUUCAUCUGUUCUCCUUAUUCUCCUUGGCUUCGUCAGUCAGAAAGAAAUGCCGCGGUACCAAGCCUUUUCCCCGCGGAGUGCUGACUUCGGGUCUAGAGACGACCCGUGGCGCUGGCUGGCAUCGCUCGGAGACGAUGUGUUCGAGAAGCUUGAUGAGCCGAGCCGCAGCUACGUGAGGGACUCGCAGGCUAUGGCGAAGACCGCAGUGGACGUCAAAGAGACGCCGACCUCGUACGAGUUCGUGGCAGACUUGCCAGGACUUAGCCGCGAGGGCGUGAAGGUGCAAGUGGAAGACGGGAACAAGCUGGUCAUUAGCGGAGAACGUCAUCGCGAGCCGAGGAAAGAGAGGAGAGAAGCAGGAGAGAAGUAUCAUCGCGUCGAACGGAGGAUGGGCAAGUUCAUGCGUCGUUUCACGUUGCCAGAGGACGCCGAUGUGAAUAAAAUUGGCGCGCAGUGCAAGGACGGAGUGCUGACGGUGACCGUGGCCAGGGUCGAGGCAAAGGAACCGGAGAAGCCCAAGGUCAUCGACGUCGAAGUCAGCUGAGAAGAAGAGGCAUGCACGGAAGAAGAGGCUAUUACGACCGGCGGAAGGUCGUGAUUGGUCAAUGGGAUUGGAGAAUGCGCGACGUAACGGAAGUCCAAGACACAGCUGAGAUGAAGCGGCUCCGUGUGACCCUGCAGAGUGAAGGAUGAGUUUGCCAGGCGUUUGAGUGAGAUGUCGGCGGGGAUAGGAAAACGACGGAAAAAGAUCUAACCACGCAUGAAAUCAAUUGGUGUGCGGGACCUCUGUCUCGUCUCCUGGCAGCAGAGAGCGAGUACAAGGAAUCUGGAGGGAAAUCCACUCGAAAAGUCAAUUCAUAGGGAUACAAAACAAAAAAAAAAAAAACAAAGUCAGUUGGAGGAAAUGCUCCGUGAGCUUACGGUUCCUUCGCUUUUCGGAUGUGGUCAACGGUUCCUUCGUUCUUCGGUUCUGGUCAAACUCGAUCAGUAGAGAUUUGUUGUUACGGCACUUGAUCGUCUACCUUCCCCCGGACGCAACAACGCAACCUCAUGUUGCCUGUAUGAGACCCGAAAGCUGGCUCGUAUACAUGCGUAGUCGGGGCGCCUUGUGUCCGAAGAAACGCGCCUUAGCAAAGAGAGACUAGACCCUUUCUUCGCUCGCGACUCGGUCAAACACGUGUCGUGAGUCAAUCUCGGUCAAACUCGGGUCAAACGUUUCGUGGGUCGGCCCUUUCUUGGUGGUUUUUUUUUUUUUUUUUUUUUUUUACGAGUUUAGCGAACGAGAUCGUCAAGGGAGGGGAGGAAAAUUUUUCGAGGGACGAAAUCGUGUUCGACGUGUGAGUGCCACUGAGUGGUGUUCAGAAAAUUGGAGGUGCGGAUGUAGAGAUGCGCAGAAAUGAUGGUCGUUCUGCUCCGUGUAGUUUAGUCUGUGUGUGGACAGUAAUGGGACACGACGGAGGGGGAGGGGGAGAACGGGACUGGCUGUAUACCACAGUGACUGUUCGAUGGGACAUGGCUGAAUAGUCCUUCUACUAGGCGGGUCACUUGGUGCACUUCUUCAGGCGGGACUCGGCUCAUCGUCCUCCUAGUGGGGAAACUGGUGUAUACUAUAAUCUGCUUGGACUACUAGGCGGGUCACUUGGUGCACUUCUUCAGGCGGGACUCGGCUUAUCGUCCUCCUAGUGGGGAAACUGGUGUAUACUAUAAUCUGCUUGGAGGGCGACGGGUGUGUAUAUAAAGCUUCUACGGUGCGAGUCUUGUUUGCUCAGCGUGUUGUUCGGUGUUGCUCGCUACAACGCUCAGUCAUACACUGUCUUGGGUGCAUGAAGUUUUUACGGCGCUGAGUGUUUUUAGUCAGAGUGCACUUCUCAUAGGCCGGAGACGGCUGAUUGUCCGCCUUCUAAGGCGGGCACCAGUGUACACAAGUUCCUUUCCGAGGGUCGCAGGUGCGUAAAACUCACUUUACGGUUGCGAGCUGAAGUGGUACUUAGUCAAAUAUUGUCUGUAUGGACGGGUAAUUGUUCUAAAGCAGGUAACAGAAGGAAGAUUGGGGGCAGAACAUUGCUUCUAGACGGGGCAUUAUGAAUGUAAACGAAGGAGGAAAGUGGGACUCCCGGACAUGGGAGUAGUGUCGACUUUGUCAAGUGGUCUUCGAUUCUUCAUCCUGCUUCGUUGCGGGCGUGGAAUUUGCUAUUGAAGUUGGUGAUUGAUUGUAAAGAAGGUGUGACCUAUCAAUGCUAUGUGUGAACUAUCAAUGCUUUGCACCCGUGUUCGGCAGAUUCGGUGCGAAUAGUUAGUC